Messenger RNA from Linum tenue, 1086 nucleotides. NCBI's taxonomy places the organism in Eukaryota, Viridiplantae, Streptophyta, Magnoliopsida, Malpighiales, Linaceae. The record is from the annotation of a GenBank genome assembly.
AUGCCGGGAUUCCCAAAUCCCCACCUCCCCUUUUUCCUAAUUCUACUCCUGACCUCCAAUGCCGCCUCCUCCGCCGCCGCCAUUACCCCUUCCACCCACCAAUUCAAAGAAGCCCCCCAAUUCUACAACUCCCCUGAAUGUCCCGCAAUCGACUGGGACGACGAGCGCGACGGCGCCGCCGACGACCGCGUAGGCGGCGCGAUAUUCUGCUCGGAUCGAGCCGUCCACGUGGCGAUGACCCUCGACACGGCCUACAUCCGCGGCUCCAUGGCCGCGAUCCUCUCCGUCCUCCAGCACUCCUCCUGCCCGCAGAACAUCGCCUUCCACUUCGUCGCCUCCCAAUCCGCCGACGCGUCGGCCCUACGCGCCACCAUCUCUUCUUCCUUCCCUUACCUCAACUUCCGGGUCUACUCCUUCGACGACUCCUCCGUCGCCCGGCUAAUCUCCACCUCAAUCCGCUCCGCGCUCGACUGUCCCCUCAAUUACGCCCGCAGCUACCUCGCCAACAUACUCCCCAUGUGUGUCCGGCGGAUUGUCUACCUCGACUCCGACCUCGUCCUCGUCGACGACAUUGCCAGGCUGGCAAGGACCGACCUCGGGGAGAGGGCGGUGCUGGCGGCGCCGGAGUACUGCAACGCCAAUUUCACUUCCUAUUUUACCCCUACGUUUUGGUCCAACCCUUCUCUGUCGCUCACUUUCGCCGACAGAAGGGCGUGCUAUUUCAACACCGGGGUUAUGGUGAUAGAUCUGGAUCGGUGGAGGGAAGGGGAUUAUACAACCAAAAUCGAGGAGUGGAUGGAGCUGCAGAAGCGAAUUCGGAUCUACGAAUUGGGUUCCCUGCCGCCUUUCUUGCUCGUCUUCGCCGGCGAAAUCGUCCCCGUGAACCACCGGUGGAACCAGCACGGCCUGGGAGGGGACAAUUUCAGGGGGCUUUGCCGGGAUUUGCAUCCGGGGCCGGUGAGCUUGCUGCAUUGGAGCGGGAAAGGGAAGCCGUGGGCCCGGCUCGACGCCAAUCGGCCGUGUCCGCUUGACGCGCUCUGGGCUCCGUACGAUCUGUUGCAGACGCCGUUCGCUUUGGAUUCCUGA